Messenger RNA from Jaculus jaculus (lesser Egyptian jerboa), 1595 nucleotides. It is a transcript of the gene Hmgb3, whose product is annotated as high mobility group box 3. Gene Ontology annotation, molecular function: DNA binding, bending. Lineage: Eukaryota; Metazoa; Chordata; Mammalia; Rodentia; Dipodidae. The transcript is spliced from 5 exons. Gene Ontology annotation, biological process: regulation of transcription by RNA polymerase II. The record is from RefSeq and is a predicted model, not a curated record. The coding region runs from base 146 to 745 and encodes 199 amino acids. Gene Ontology annotation, cellular component: nucleus.
CGCUAGCGGCGCCCGCACAACUUUCCUGCCUUCGCGAGCGCGCCUGCCGCCGCCGCCUCCUCCCGCCUCUCCUUCCGCGCCCUUCCCGCCCCUUCGCCUUCCGUCCUGCUAGGUGGCCGGGAAGGAAAAAGGAUUCUCAGUCAGGAUGGCUAAAGGUGACCCCAAGAAGCCAAAGGGCAAGAUGUCUGCCUAUGCCUUCUUUGUGCAGACUUGCAGAGAAGAACAUAAGAAGAAAAACCCAGAGGUCCCUGUCAAUUUUGCAGAGUUUUCCAAGAAGUGCUCUGAGAGGUGGAAGACAAUGUCCAGCAAGGAAAAGUCCAAGUUUGAUGAAAUGGCGAAGGCGGAUAAAGUGCGCUAUGAUCGAGAAAUGAAAGAUUAUGGACCAGCUAAAGGAGGCAAGAAGAAAAAGGACCCCAACGCCCCCAAAAGACCACCGUCUGGAUUUUUCUUAUUCUGUUCGGAAUUCCGUCCCAAGAUCAAGUCCACAAAUCCUGGCAUCUCUAUUGGAGAUGUGGCCAAGAAGCUGGGAGAGAUGUGGAAUAACUUGAGUGACAGCGAGAAGCAGCCGUAUGUCAGCAAGGCGGCCAAGCUGAAGGAGAAGUACGAGAAGGAUGUUGCAGACUAUAAGUCCAAAGGGAAGUUUGAUGGCGCCAAGGGUCCUGCCAAAGUUGCCCGGAAAAAGGUGGAAGAGGAAGAUGAAGAGGAGGAGGAGGAAGAGGAGGAGGAGGAGGAGGAGGAUGAAUAAACUGCUUAUCUGUCCCUUUGUGAAUACCUUAGUGUAGGGAGCGCCGUGACUGACACAUCUCUCCUGGGAGCCGUGUCUAUUGCCCUCAUUCGGUUUAAUCACAAAACUUGAUCACGAUCAUACUGUAGUCUCAAAGUGUCAGUGGUUUACAUGAAGUGGCCAUGGGUGUUCGGAGCACCCUGAAACUGUAUCAAAGUUGUACAUACUUCCAAGCAUUUUUAAGAUGAAAAGGCACUCUCGUGUUCUCCUCACUUUGUGCACUUUGCUGUUGGUGUGGCAAGGCAUUUGGAGAUGUUUCUGGCAUUUUGUUUUCAACUUGUAAGGUGGUGUUAGCUCUAUGGUUAUUGGCUAGAAAUCCUGAGUUGUCAACUGUACAUAUCUAUAGUUUGUAAAGAGAACAAAACAACAGAGACAAACUCUUGAUGCUCCUUGUGUGGCGUGGAGAAUGGGGGGGGAGAUGCCUUCUUGGGGGGCUUGUAGCUCAGGGCGUGCACUGUGAGGCUGGACCUGUUGAUACUGCAGUGAGCAUCCAUUUAGCUUCAGGUUGUCUUGUUUUGUAUAUAGUGACAUAGCAUUCUGCUGACAUUCUUAGUUGUGGAAAAGGGGGGUGGGGUCAGCUGGCAUGAGAAGAAGUGUUUGCAGUUAUUCCUUUAGUUCAGUGCAGUAGAUUUUCAAACUUCGUUUCUAAACUAGAACUCGUCUUUGUCAGCAAAGCAAAAGAACUACUGCAUCAUUGAAAGUUCAAGGGCCCUCUGUACUUCAACACAAUUUGCAACAUUGUGUUAUUUUUUGUAUGUUUAGAAUGCUGAGAUGUUUUUGAAGUUAAAUAAACAGUAUUACAUUUUUAAAA